AUGGAGAACAAAGAAGAAGAUGUAAGAUUAGGAGCAAACAAAUAUUCAGAGAGGCAAGCGAUUGGGACGGCCGCGCAGAGUGACAAGGAUUAUACGGAGCCACCACCAGCGCCACUGUUUGAGGCAGGAGAAUUGACGUCUUGGUCAUUCUAUCGUGCUGGAAUUGCUGAGUUCAUGGCCACUUUCCUCUUCCUUUACAUCACUAUCUUAACAGUGAUGGGUGUUUCAAAGUCUGAGUCCAAAUGCUCCACUGUUGGUAUUCAAGGCAUUGCUUGGGCUUUUGGGGGCAUGAUCUUUGCCCUUGUCUACUGUACUGCUGGCAUUUCUG
Molecule: messenger RNA, 328 nt
Organism: Nicotiana tabacum (common tobacco)
Lineage: Eukaryota; Viridiplantae; Streptophyta; Magnoliopsida; Solanales; Solanaceae
Source: RefSeq, a predicted model, not a curated record